Coregonus sp. 'balchen' is the source of this 4816-nucleotide messenger RNA. NCBI's taxonomy places the organism in Eukaryota, Metazoa, Chordata, Actinopteri, Salmoniformes, Salmonidae. The record is from the annotation of a GenBank genome assembly.
AUGCCAGGAAAGAAGAAGUUUAUCACUUUUGUGGUUGGGAAUACUGGGACGUUUGAAGACGACUUUACAAUGCGUCUCACCCAAAGAGGCUUAACUAAAGGGAUGUCACUUCAGAAAAGUGAUGUCAUGCUGGCUUUCUGUCCCAUGGUCUCUAGUAUUGGGACUGAUAUUGAAGCAGCACUGCUGCAGAUUCCAGGUAAUUCAUUUAGGCAUCGGGACAGAAUCCUGAAUAUGUUCAGCACUUAAAUAUGUGGAAAGUAGAUUCCUUGAGUGAUUUAUUAUUGUAUUAUAUUAUAAUUGAAAUUUCAUCAAUGGCUAUUGACACACGUGUUUCCUUUUUGACAGCUGGUAAACCUGUCAUUCUUGUAGUGCUGCAUCACACCUUCAACUCAGACUACAUUGUAUCUGCCAGUAGCAGACUAGUGACCAGAGAUGAUGUACAGUGGCUUGCAUAACUAUUCAUCCCCCCAAAGUCAAUACUUUGUAGAGCCACCUUUUGCAGCAAUUACAGCUGCAAGUCUCUUGGGGUAUGUCUCUAUAGGCUUGGCACAUCUAGCCACUGUGAUUUUUGCCCAUUCUUCAAGGCAAAACUGCUCCAGCUCCUUCAAGUUGGAUGGGUUCUGCUGGUGUACAGCAAUCUUUAAGUCAUACCACAGAUUCUCAAUUGGAUUGAGGUCUGGGCUUUGACUAGACCAUUCCAAGACAUUUAAAUGUUUCCCCUUAAACCACUUGAGUGUUGCUUUAGCAGUGUACUUAGGGUCAUUGUCCUGCUGGAAGGUGAACCUCCGUCCCAGUCUCAAAUCUCUGGAAGACUGAAACAGGUUUCCCUCAAGAAUUUCCCUGUAUUUAGCGCCAUCCAUCGUUCCUUCAAUUCUGACCAGUUUCCAUGUCCCUGCCGAUGAAAAACAUCCCCACAACAUGAUGCUGCCACCACCAUGCUUCACUGGAUGGUGUUCUCGGGGUGAUGAGAGGUGUUGGGUUUGCGCCAGACAUAGCGUUUUCCUUGAUGGCCAAAAAGCUAAAUGUUAGUCUCAUCUGACCAGAGUACCUUCUUCCAUAUGUUUGGGGAGUCUCCCACAUGCCUUUUGGCGAACACCAAACGUGUUUGCUUAUUUAUUUCUUUAAGCAAUGGCUUUUUUCUGGCCACUCUUCUGUAUAUCCCAGCUCUGUGGAGUGUACAGCUUAAAGUGGUCCUAUGGACAGAUACUCCAAUCUCCGCUGUGGAGCUUUGCAGCUCCUUCAGGGUUAUCUUUGGUCUCUUUGUUGCCUCUCUGAUUAAUGCCCUCCUUGCCUGGUCUGUGAGUUUUGGUGGGCGGCCCUCUCUUGGCAGGUUUGUUGUUUCCAUUUUUUUAUAAUGGAUUUAAUGGUGCUCCGUGGGAUGUUCAAAGUUUCUGAUAUUGUUUUAUAACCCAACCCUGAUCUGUACUUCUCCACAUCUUUAUCCCUGACCUUUUUGGAGAGCUCCUUGGUCUUCAUGGUGCCGCUUGCUUUGUGGUGCCCCUUGGUUAGUGUUGUUGCAGACUCUGGGGCCUUUCAGAACAGGUGUAUAUAUACUGAGGCAUAUACACUUCUUACAGAACGAUUUCAUAGAAAUAUGCUUGGCCUUAUGGCAAUUAAACGUUUCCAAUUUAUACAUUAAUCUAUGAUAACUACACAGCUGUAGGAGGAGUGCCAGUUGUAAACAUUUCACAUCAUAUAUCAAUUUUCCAAUGUGAUAUUCUUGAAAAAUAAUAAAAGAACAUAGAGGACCAGUGAAUUGCUUUGUGUCAUCUUUCCCACCAACACCGACACAAAUUAUCUCAAAUUCAAAAGACAAAAUCUAACCUGUAAUCACAGUUACUGCUAGCUAGCUAUAAAGUUGUUCUUGCACAUGUUUUCUAUCUAAACAGGCAGUUAGCGUUCAUAAAAUGUUAAUUCAAAAUCAGAUGAGGCUGGGACCGGGAUUAGGUUAAACUCUGAGUUAGAGAUAAGGCUGGGGCUAGGGUUCACGGGCCUGCCCACCAGCUCCAAUACAAAUGCAUUAGUUUUGCAUUCGUAUGCAGAAAUGAAAGUUGCGUUAUUGGUCUGAAUGACUCGAUGAAUCUUGCAUACUCAAACAUAAUUGUUAUUUUUUUAAUUACAAUAACUUUGUUGUUGCACAGUAAUGGAGUUGAGUGGUUUAUGUUGUUACACAAGUGGAGUAAGGAACAAUACUUGUGUAAGAACUCCAUUACAAUGCAAUUACAAAGGAAUUACUAAAGUACUAGUUAUGUAACAACAUAAUACACUGUGAGGUUUUUAAUUUCACUGUGGUUUUUAAUUUCAAUUUCAUGUCUUUAUUUUCAAUUUCACUUGCUAUGUGAUUAUACUUUUGAAAUGUAUAUAUUUGUCACCCUAGUUGUGUGAGUGUCAGAAUUAUAACGUUGCUAACAGCCCCCCCCCCCCCCCCCCAGUCUAUGUUCAUAUUAGCCACUUUGAUCUAAAAUAUGGACAUUUCCUUUAUCUCUGUAGAACCAAGGAUUAAGAAAUUCUUCUCUGUUUUGACUGGGAAUACUCUCGGGUCUCAUGAGGAAUUAAUUGAUCGUCUCACUUCCAAAAGAGGCUUAACUAAAGUGACGUCACUAGAGGAGAGGGAUGUGACCCUGGCUUUCUGUCCCAUCGUCUCUCGUGCUGGGACUGAUAUUAAAGCAGCACUGCAGCAGAUCCCAGGUAAUCAAUAUUAAUGAAGCAUUUUUUUAUGCUAAUGAUUGACACUUUCAUUACACUUUCAUUUACUGUUUACAGUAGUUAAUACUCGAUACUAUUACCUAUUCUUGUCUGUCCCUCACUCUCUUGACAGCUGGUAAACCUGUCAUUCUGGUAGUGCUGCAUCACACCUUCGAUCCAGAGUGUGUUGUACCUGACAGUAGCAGACUAGUGACCAGAGGUGAUGUAAUACUCACAGUGGACUGUCUCUUCCAUGAGAGCAAGGGACUACUGGUGUGUCCACGCAAUAAGAAAGCGAUCAAAAAAAUUAGAGGGAGGAAAAACAAACAGCCAAAGGUAGUUUACUUUUAUUGUGUUUAAUGAUCAUGUUUGGUCAUACAUUACAUACAGGCCUGCAGUUGAAGUUAGUCUGUUUUGUCAACACAGAAUGAAACCACUUACAGAAGCCUCAUUAUGUAUAACUGUCAUACAUGGCUUUGUGUUUUUAUUCAAAAUGCAUUCACAGGUGAAUGAUGUCUCGAUAAUUACGAUAUGAUAUGUAUUUAUAUUUUACAGCUUUACUUUUACUUCUCAUCAAUCUGAUGAGAUGACCAACAAUUCUACAAUAUCUACAGUGAUAAUUGGCAUUUAAAGACUGGGUUUCCAGAUUAACACUGGUCCUGGACUAGAAAGCACUUUCAAUAGAUUCUCUAAUGAGCAUGCUUUUUAGUCCAGAAUUCUUAAUCUGGAUCUGGGAAAACAGCCCUAAGGGUUUUUAAUCACUUUCAUAGGUAAAUGAUACCAUGGAAAUUGCUGAGCCAAGGACAUUUGGGAUGGUACAGAUGUAGGAUCUUAAUUUGAGCCAGUUUGCUACAGCAGGAAAUGUGAAUUAUUAUGUGGAUUAUAAUUAAUGGACAUUUUUGUAGGGGUUGAUACAUUUUUCAAAGGGAAAAUCAAGUCUGAAAGCCUUUUUAAACCUAAAAUACACUACAAGUUCUCCUAGAACAUGAUGAUCAAAUUAAGAUCCUACACCUGUAUGUGUAUUCUCAUUUUACACUGUUUACUUUAAAUAUACAUAAAUAAUUGACCUCUCAUGGGCUUUGCAAAACGAGAUUGUGAGUAAUCAACUAAUAUAUUUUUAGGUAGGAGACUGAAGGGUUACAUGAGUGACAUGACAGAAUAGUCAUGUACUAGUAGUGUUUGUCAAAGUUCUUGGUCAAUAAAUACUUUCCAAAUAAGGUUGACCUAUAUACUCUCUUCUAAGGUGAGAAAAUUAACUAAGACACAGAAGAAGGCCAGUUGCUGCAGCAUUUCCUGAUGAAAGGUCCAAGAAAUGAGGAAUUGCACACUCACAUCUGAAGAUGAAAAGAUGACAAGACCAAUCUGUCUUUAGAAGUGUGUGAUGAUUGUGUGAGACAGUGUGAUCAGCAGUAAUACAUAAACAUCACUCUAAUUAUUGUAUGAUUCAAUAAUUCACACAUUGGCUUUUUGGAAGGGAUUCUGUGACAGUGACUGAUAAGCUAAAUGAAAUCAAUGGUAGGAAGUACAUUUUCCAGUAAUUUCUUGUUUUAAUGCAUAUUACUAUGUCUAUGAACAUAUUAUUAUACUACAAGCCUAUAUGUGUAAUAGUAUUGUAGCGACCCCUGUGUAAUGACCCAGUGUAAUGAAACAGGUAGAGAGUGCGGCCCGAACCCUCAACCUUCUGGCCCCUAGCCCCGCGGAAAUCGACUGUGCCACAAAAGCAUGCUCCAGUGGAUAUGCGAUCUCGGCUCUUAUAAACCAAGGUCGCUACAGUAUGUAGAAUAUAGUACGUUGCCUAAUGUUUGAGGGCGAUACCAAGAUAGUCUAACUAGGAAACAGGUGGCUGGAAUGUUAUCUAAAGAGGUUGAGAAACAAUGUCAAAGAGCAUGUCAGGGUCACCCAUCCCCUCUUGAGUUUACUGCACUCUAUGUCUAUAAUGCCAGGAAAGAAGAAGUUUAUCACUUUUGUGGUUGGGAAUACUGGGACGUUUGAAGACGACUUUACAAUGCGUCUCACCCAAAGAGGCUUAACUAAAGGGAUGUCACUUCAGAAAGUGAUGUCAUGCUGGCUUUCUGUCCCAUGGUCUCUAGUAUUGGGACUGAUAUUGAAGCAGCACUGCUGCAGAUUCCAG